AUGCAGAGCGCGCCCCCCGCCGCCCCGCCGGCUCUGCACCUCCUCACCUCCUACUUCAUCGACAGCAUCCUGGGCCGGGGCCCCGCGGCGGGGCGGCAGGGCGAGGAGCGCGCGGCGCCGCCGGCGCGGCCCGGCCGAGCGCGCGGCCCCGCGGAGGAGCCGGCGGCGACGAGUCGCGAGCAGCGCCCGCCCGGGGCGGCGGCAGCGGCAGCGGGGGGCGAGGCACCGGGUCCGGUGAAGAGAAAGCAGCGGCGGUACCGCACCACGUUCAGCACCUUCCAGCUGGAGGAGCUGGAGCGCGCCUUCCGCAAGUCCCACUACCCCGACGUGUUCACCAGAGAGGAGCUGGCCGUGCGCCUGGACCUGACAGAAGCCCGAGUGCAGGUCUGGUUCCAAAACAGAAGGGCAAAGUGGAGGAAACGUGAAAAAAAUGAAAUUCUGGGGACUGUUCCAGGAAUCUCCCUAACACACCCACUUGGUCUAUUUUUGGAUGUUCCACUGAGUCACACUCCCCUCCUAGAUCACACGUGGAGGUCAAUGCCUCUUUCAACACUGGCUAUGCCAUCCAUGUCUCCAGCCUUUAAUCCAUCAACUUUAGGGCCAUUUGGCCUCAGCAGCCUUACCUGGACCUCUCUCUUCAGAAAUCCUAUUUUAAAUCCACAUUUUGGAAGGUUUCUCAAUGCUUUAAAUCCUCUCAUGACAACAGCGUCAGUACUAAUGAAAGCUCCUGGACCCCCAUCAGAUCCUGCUCUUACUGCCUUCACUGAUCCAGCAGCAGUUGAAAGAAAAACGUCAAGCAUUGCAGCGUUAAGACUCAAGGCAAAAGAACAUUCAGCACAAAUCCCUCAACUGAACCUCAUCUCCAGCCUAACAAACGCUAACAAAGAACUCUGCUAGAUGCUGUCCCACAGGCUGCAGCCACGAAGGGGAAAGUGAAUGCCUUCUCCAAAAAGUAACUCCUGUUAGAGAGACACUUAAAAAAAGACAACAUACACACAGAGCUGUAGUUCCUCCAUCUUCAGCAACAGACUGAAGGGAAAUAACCCCACUGAAAUUGUUUUCCUUCAUUACAAUGUGAAAUCAGGUAGUAAAUUGGCUUGUAUCAUUUCUGACUCUACAGAAAUAGAGGCAGGAACUGUGUCAUCUUUGUAAUUCAGGCUCACACAAAUCAGACUCUAGUCCAAAGGCUCAAAAUCAGUUUUCUGAGCAGCUCUUAACUCACUUCUUGGGACAAACCCACAUGCAAUACUUGAGAGGCAAGAAUCAGUACAUGGUUAUUAACCUUGAGACCAUGCUUCAUGUUGAAGUGCAAAUGCCAGUGAAAUCUCCCAUUGUAGACACUCAGCAGGAAGGAGAUGGGACUGUUUUCAGCAGAGGCUUUUGCUUCAGAACUAGGUUUGUUUCAAACUAAAUAAAUGUUUGCUUUGUGUUCAA
Messenger RNA from Pogoniulus pusillus (Red-fronted tinkerbird), 1434 nucleotides. Its product is annotated as homeobox protein ARX-like. The record is from RefSeq and is a predicted model, not a curated record. Gene Ontology annotation, molecular function: RNA polymerase II transcription regulatory region sequence-specific DNA binding; DNA-binding transcription factor activity, RNA polymerase II-specific. The transcript is spliced from 5 exons. Gene Ontology annotation, biological process: regulation of transcription by RNA polymerase II. Bases 1 to 897 code for a protein of 298 amino acids. NCBI's taxonomy places the organism in Eukaryota, Metazoa, Chordata, Aves, Piciformes, Lybiidae.